Prorocentrum cordatum is the source of this 1424-nucleotide messenger RNA. NCBI's taxonomy places the organism in Eukaryota, Dinophyceae, Prorocentrales, Prorocentraceae. The record is from the annotation of a GenBank genome assembly.
GUCGGCUCUCGCCUCGGCGCCCAGGGCGCAGUCGCGCCCGCCCCUGCCGCGCCACCGAUGGCGGCGGCCCGCUACGCUGGCGAGGCGACCAUGCGGUACCGGCCGCCCGUCGGCCCCAGCGGCCUGGGCGCCGGGCCCAGCGACCGCGGCGCCCUGGGCGCCGGCUUUGCGCGCCCGGGCCCGCGCCCGCCGCCAGAGCGCAGCGAGCGCACCAGCGGCCACUACGGCGGCCCCCCCGCCGGCAUGCGCUCCGCUGGGUCGAGGGCCAUGGGGCAGAUGCCGCCGCCGCCGCCGCUGCCCCCGCCGCCCGGGGGCGCGGGCCACGCCGGCCACGCGGGCCACGCCGGCCACGGCUCCGUCGCCUCCCGGUCGGUGCCCCCAGGCAGCCGCAUCGCCACGCGCCCCUCGACGCCCGGCUCGGCGGGGCAGCCGUACUACGCUCUGGGCCACCCGCGCUGGCCCGAGCCGGCGCACCAGCACGCGCUGAGCCAGGGCGGCAGCGCCGCGGGCCGCGCCGUGCCCGCGGCCACGGGCGCCGGGCCGCCGUUGCCGCCCUACGGGCGCACGGCGGCCGAGGGCAGGGCCGGGGUCUCGGACCCGCUGCCGAUGCGGCAGUUCGGGGAGGGCGCCGCCAAUCGCAGCCGCAGCACGGCGGCGGUGGGCGCCGGCGCCGGCAGGGUGGCGGCCGCGGGCGGCGACCGCUUCGGCAGCGAGCCCGGCAGCAGCGGCGGCAGCGCGAGCUCCACGUGCGACAAGUGCGACGGGAGGCACAGCACCGACCAGUGCCCUCACUUCCGUGGCAUCCGCGAGAAGCACAAGGACGCGUGGGUGAACUACGGCUGCGGCAAGAAGGGCGGCCCCCACCAGAUGGGCGGCAGCGGGGGCGACUUCGUCCUGCGCUCCGCCAGGGUCAUCCGGCAGCCCGGGGACGGAAGCUGCCUGUUCCACUCGCUCAACUACGGGCUGGGCGGCGGCGGCACCGCUAGCGGGCUCCGCCGAGAGAUCGCCGAGUUCUUGCAGCAGAACCCCAGCCUCCAGAUCGCGGGGGACACGCUGGAGGAGUGGGUCAAGUGGGACUCCAACAACUCCGUCAGGGACUACGCGCGCAGGAUCGCGGUGAGCGGCUGGGGCGGCGGCAUCGAGAUGGCAUGCUUCGCCCUGAUGAAGAAUGUCAACGUCCACGUCUACGAGACCUCCAGGAGCUUCGGGGCGAGCGAGUACAAGAGGAUCUCCUGCUUCGACAGCCAGAAUGCCACGAAGACGGUCCACGUGCUCUACCAGGGCGGAGUGCACUACGACGCGCUCCAUCCGCCUGGGUCGGCUGGCAGCGGGGCGGGGCGCUUCUGAGGGCCCGUCCUUUCACUUACUUCAAGAAGCAAUUAAGACCCCCCCCCUCCGGUGAAACGAACAUGCAUCCAGCACCC